AUGAUCAACAUCGAACUGCCAAAUAAUACCCAUAACACACAAUUGAGAGCUAAAGUUGACACAGGUGCUCAAGCAAACAUCCUACCACUAAGAUUAUACCGUAGCAUGUUCCCAGCGAAUAUCAGCUAUGGAUGGUAAACCCAAGAUAAGUGCAGUUAAAAAGUCCACGACCACCCUUACAGCAUACGGGGUACUGCAAUUCCACAAUUUGGUACAUGCGAAAUAAAGUGCUCAUACAAGAACAACAGCACAAGCGCUACAUUCUAUGUGGCUGAUGUACACAGUAGAGCAAUUAUUGGAUUACCAACUGCACUAGAUCUUCACUUGAUUACGUUGAACUGUUCAGUAGAGAAAUCGCAAGUACAAGAGACCUCGCCUACUAAGGACACGGCAGAGCUUAAACCAAGCACUUGCAUAGAUAAUAAAAUCUCACCUGAUUGCACAAUACCCAAAUUGUUUCAAUGGGAUUGGCAAAUUCCAAGGCGAAUAUCACAUCACCUUAGACCCUUCAGUUCCACCUGUCAUUCACCCACCCCGACGCGUACCGAUUAGCCUUAAAGAUGAUAUCAAACACGAGUUAGAAGAGAUGGAACAGCUAGACAUUAUAACCAAAGUUCGAGAAGGUGAACCCACAGCAUGGGUCAACAGUCUAGUUUACCGAAGGAAACCCAAUGGGAGGCUAAGAAUAUGCCUGGAUCCGAAAGACUUGAAUGCUGCUAUCCAACGUGACCACCACGUUACCCCAACCCUAGAAGAAAUCCUACCAAAGUUGAAUGGUGCUACCCAUUUCUCUAUCCUCGACGCAAGAAGCGGCUACUGGAACGUGACACUAGAUGAAGAAUCCAGUUAUUUAACAACAUUUAACUCGCCCUUCGGGUGA
Molecule: messenger RNA, 880 nt
Organism: Paramuricea clavata
Lineage: Eukaryota; Metazoa; Cnidaria; Anthozoa; Malacalcyonacea; Plexauridae
Source: the annotation of a GenBank genome assembly